AUGGCUACAGCAGACCAAACGGCCGCCACCAAGGCUGUUCCCAAGCUGGAAAACACCGAGAAGCGUGACACCUUGAUCGCCGACGAGCUGAGGUUUCAGGCAGAAUGGGAAGCCAAGAAGCUCUUCGAGACAAAUGCUCCGGCUGCCGGUGAACCGAAGCCUCCCAAGUACUUUGCGACGAUGGCCUAUCCAUGGCUAACAUGCCUUGUUAUCCUAGACAUGAAUGGAACGCUUCAUGCCGGUCACGCGUUUACCCUCUCAAAGCUAGAGUUUAUGGUUGGAUGGGCUAGGAUGCAAGGCCAGAAAGUUCUCUUUCCCCAAGGAUACCAUUGUGGUAUGUAUCCAAAACCUACUGUGCCGACCGGUAUGCCCAUCAAGGCUGCUGCAGACAAACUGAAACGUGAGGUUGAGAUGUUCGGCCAGAACUUCGAAAACGUCCCCUCUGCCGAGUUAGAGCAAUUGUCUCUCGCUGCCGCGGAUCCUAGCGAAGUAACAAAGACCGACAUCAGCAAAUUUAGUGGCAGUAAGAGUAAGGCCGCGGCCAAGACUGGAAAGGCCAAAUAUCAGUUUGAGAUCAUGCUGUCUCUGGGUUUUCCUGUGACCGAAAUUCAUAAGUUCGCGGACGCUGGUUAUUGGUUGCAUGUUUUUCCUCAGCUUUGCGAAUCAGAUCUCAGACGAUUUGGUGCCCGCGUAGACUGGCGCAGAUCAUUUGUGACGACAGACGCGAACCCUUUCUACGACUCGUUUAUACGAUGGCAAAUGAACAAGCUAAAGGCGCUUAACAAGAUCAAAUUUGGGAAACGCUUCACCGUAUAUUCACCCAAGGAUGGUCAAGCAUGUCUUGAUCACGAUCGGAGUGCUGGCGAGGGAAUAACCGUCCAAGAAUACGUUGCAUUAAAACUCAGGACCCUCGAUUGGUGUGAUAAGGCUAAGGAGAUUAUUGGCGACAAGAUCCCUUCGGAUGCAGACGUGUACUUCAUUCCCGCUACUCUCCGCCCCGAGACCAUGUACGGACAGACAUGUUGCUUCGUCGGGCCGACUGUUGACUACGGUAUCUUUCGGAUAUCCAAAGAAGGACAUAAGGAUGAGUACUUCUUCUGCAGUGAGCGCUCCGCUCGAAACAUGGCAUUCCAGGGGAUCUCUUCACCGUGGGGUGAGUAUCAUCAGGUGGUAGGCCUUAAAGGUUCAGAUGUCAUAGGCACUCUGGUACACGCGCCCUUAUCGGUUCAUGAGAAAGUCAGAAUACUGCCAAUGGCCACUGUCAAACCAACUAAGGGAACCGGAGUCGUCACUUGCGUUCCUUCUGACAGCCCUGAUGAUUAUGCCACCACUCUAGAGCUCAAGAAAAAGCCCGAGUUCUACGGGAUCCAGAAAGAAUGGUUACCAGAGGACAUUCUACCCAUCAUUAAAACACCAUCUUCAGAUUUGAUAGCGAAGCAUCUGUACGAGACUAUGAAGAUCAAUUCACCAAAAGACCAGAAGCUGGCUGAGGCAAAAGAUAUCGCCUAUAAAGAGGGAUUCUAUUCCGGCGUCAUGGUAUUCGGUGAGUUUGCUGGCAAGACCGUUAUAGAGGCCAAGCCAUUGGUGAAGGCACAGUUGCUGGAGUCUGGACUGGCCUUCAACUACGGUGAGCCAGAUGGACUCGUCAUCAGUAGAUCCGGCGAUGAAUGCGUCGCGGCAUACCUAGACCAAUGGUUCUGGACUUAUGGCACUGCUGAAAAUGGAGGUGAUCAACAGUGGUUUGAGGAUGCUUUCAACUGCAUUGAAUCAGACUAUACUCGAACUUUCUCCGAAGAAGGCAAAAACUUUAUGAAACGCGCAUUGCUCUGGUUGGCACAGUGGGCUUGUACCCGGUCUUAUGGAUUGGGCACUAAGCUACCCUGGGAUGACACUCAGCUUGUAGAGUCGUUGUCAGACUCAACGAUAUAUAUGGCCUAUUACACCGUAUGCCAUUUCUUGCACAGCGAUAUCUACGGCAAAGUUCCCGGUUUAUCAUCCAAGCCUAUCUCUCCCUCCCAGAUGACCGAGGGUGUCUGGAACUAUAUCUUCGCCACCGCCGACGACGUGGAUAGUGACAUACCUCGUUCUGACCUUGACGCCAUGAGAAAUGAAUUCACAUAUUUCUAUCCUUUGGAUGUCAGAAUCUCUGGAAAGGACUUGAUAACCAAUCACUUGUUGUUCUUCCUCUACCAUCAUGUCGCUAUUUUCGACAAGCCGUUUUGGCCAAAAGGAAUAAGGGCAAAUGGUCAUUUGAUGCUCAAUGGAGAGAAAAUGUCAAAAAGUACAGGAAACUUCCUAACUUUAAGAGACGCUAUGGAAAAAUACGGCUCGGACGCUACAAGAAUAUCUCUAGCGGACGGUGGUGAUGGAAUUGAGGACGCCAACCUCGAAGAAGCCGUUUGCAACGCUACGAUUCUAAGAAUUUACGAGCUUCGGAAAUGGUUACAAGAGGUCAACAGCGAUACUGGACUAAGAACUGGGAAGUAUGAAAUAUGGGAACAGCUGUUCGACAAUGAACUUAACAUUCUCGUUUCACAAACUCGGUCACAUUAUGAGGCUACCUCAUUCAAGCUUGCCCUCAAGUCGGGCUUUUAUGAUUUCAUCGCAGCUCGAGACUGGUACCGUGACAUCACUAAGGCUGUGGGAAUCUCUAUGCACCAUGAUAUCGUGAGGCGAUACACCGAGCUUCAAGCUCUACUUCUUGCUCCAAUGCAAUUUAUCUGGAGAGAUGUGCUUAAGCACGAAUCUAGUAUUCACAACGCAUUGUUCCCUGAAGUGCCACCAGCUGAUGCUUCACUGUCGGCAAUAUUCAGCUAUGUGCGAAGCGUCACAUCAAAUAUUACAGCUGCUGAGGGUCUUCAAAUGAAAAAGCUUUCCAAAGGCAAAACCACAAGCUAUGAUCCGAAGGAGCCCAAGCGACUGAUAAUCUCCGUCGCCAAAUCUUAUCCUGAAUGGCAAGAAAAGACUAUUGACCUGUUGGCUAAGCAGUACGAAAGCACUGGGGCUGUCGACGUCAAGGAACUGACAAAACAGAUUGACAAGAAGGACAUGAAGAAGGUGAUGCCAUUCGUCCAGGCCCUCAAGAAGCGUAUAGAUUCGGGUGAGAAGGCGGAAGAUGUUUUCUCGCGUCGUUUGCCUUUUGAUGAAGCAGAGACACUACAAGCUAUGGUUCCGAGCUUGAUGCAAACGAUCCCAAAGCUCGAGGCUGUGGAAAUCGCGAUGGUCGAAGGUGAAAGUGAAGGGAAGGCGGCAACACCUGGGACUCCUGUCUUCACCUUUGAGAACAUUAAAUAG
Xylaria bambusicola is the source of this 3294-nucleotide messenger RNA. Its product is annotated as leucyl-tRNA synthetase. The record is from RefSeq and is a predicted model, not a curated record. The transcript is spliced from 11 exons. Gene Ontology annotation, molecular function: leucine-tRNA ligase activity; ATP binding; aminoacyl-tRNA deacylase activity. Lineage: Eukaryota; Fungi; Ascomycota; Sordariomycetes; Xylariales; Xylariaceae. Gene Ontology annotation, biological process: leucyl-tRNA aminoacylation. The coding region runs from base 1 to 3294 and encodes 1097 amino acids.